This is a messenger RNA of Melanotaenia boesemani (Boeseman's rainbowfish), 6574 nucleotides long. RefSeq names its product collagen, type IV, alpha 5 (Alport syndrome) (gene col4a5). Gene Ontology annotation, cellular component: basement membrane; collagen trimer. The record is from RefSeq and is a predicted model, not a curated record. The transcript has 51 exons. NCBI's taxonomy places the organism in Eukaryota, Metazoa, Chordata, Actinopteri, Atheriniformes, Melanotaeniidae. The coding region runs from base 206 to 5269 and encodes 1687 amino acids. Gene Ontology annotation, molecular function: extracellular matrix structural constituent.
AAAAUGUUAGAGGGGGAACGCAGAGGCGCACCGUGCCAGAGCCAGGACCACUAGGAACCUCUGCGAAGCGCAACACGACGUGCGUUUUUCUCAUUACUUCUCUUUCAGUCACAGCGAAAGCGCGGGGGUCAGCGGAGCCAUGUCAUGCGAGUAAAGAGAGUUUGUCAGUGUUAGGUCAGGCGGAUCGUUCUUUUAUUCAUUUAAGAUGAAUAAAUACUUGAAGAGCUCGCGACCGCUCGCCGUGGCUCUGCUCCUCCUCACCCUGUGCGUCGCGGUGAAGCGAGCCGACUCAAAGUCUCUCGAUGACUGUGGAAGCAAAUGUGACUGCAAUGGAGAAAAAGGAGCCAAGGGCGAGAGGGGUUUCCCAGGUUUAACUGGACAGCCGGGACUCCCGGGUUUUCCCGGACCUGAAGGGCCAAUCGGACCCAGAGGAGAGACGGGAAGUGAUGGACCUCAAGGACUUGGUGGUCCAAAAGGAAUCAGGGGACCUCCCGGAUUGCCAGGAUUUCCAGGAGCACCAGGACUUCCUGGUCUGCCAGGACAAGACGGUCCUCCAGGGCCAAAAGGAGUCCCAGGAUGUAAUGGGACAAAGGGUGAAAGAGGUUUCCCAGGAAAUCCAGGAAUCCCAGGGCUGCAAGGAAUCUCGGGUCCACCAGGUCUGCCAGGACCAAAGGGCGACCCGGGUGAUGUGAUUUCCACCAAUCAGUUUGGAACGAGGGGAGCAAUAGGAUUGCCGGGAUUGCCAGGACCUCCUGGUUUUCCUGGACCUGCAGGUUUACAAGGUCCAGUUGGCCCUCCCGGUCCCAGAGGCUACGAGGGUCGUCAGGGUCCCCCUGGUCCUCCUGGACCAAAAGGAAACAUGGGAUUGAACUUCCAAGGACCCAAAGGAGAAAAGGGUGAGCAGGGUUUGAAAGGACCUCCAGGUCCUCCAGGACAGGUUGGAGAACAGAAGAAGCCACCGGAGACGGAGAUUCAGAGGGGAGACAAGGGUGACCCAGGAUCUCCUGGCCUUCCAGGUGAGCCUGGCAUUCCAGGACCACCUGGUCCUUCUGGUGGACAAAAAGGUGAGAAAGGAGAACCAGGAGAGCCAGGCAAACGAGGAAAACCCGGCAAAGACGGUGAUCCAGGACCUUCAGGAUUCCCUGGAAUCAAAGGAGAGUCAGGCCUACCAGGUCCUCCAGGCAGGGAUGGAGAAAGAGGACUAAAGGGUGAUCGCGGUUUCCAAGGUCCACCAGGAGAGGUCAUUAAUGGACCAACAGACACACAGAUUGGUCCUAAGGGUGAGCCUGGAUUUCCUGGAAGCCCCGGACCCAAAGGAGAGAGAGGACCAUCAGGUUUAACGGGACCUCCAGGACAGCCUGGAAUUCCAGCCACAGGUGGCGUUGGUCUGCCUGGACCUCCAGGUUUCCCAGGAGACAGGGGUGAAAAGGGAGAAUUUGGCUCGCCAGGGCUCUCUCUGCCAGGUGUCCCUGGACGGUCAGGUACUCCAGGACCUCCUGGUCCACAAGGACCCCCUGGACCUCCAGGUUUUUCCACUGCAGGACAGAACUGCAUCCCUGGGGAGCCCGGACUACCUGGGUCUCAAGGAGAAAGAGGUUACCCUGGAGAACAGGGCCAAAAAGGUCAGAAGGGAGACACCUGCUUUAACUGCUUUGGAGAAACCAAUUUCAUUCCUGGACCCCAAGGACCCCCAGGACAGCCUGGAUUUCCAGGAUCUCCUGGACCCCAAGGUAUCAAGGGAGACAGGGGAUUCCCGGGGACACCUGGUAGUUCUGGCCCCCCUGGUCAAUCUGGUCCUCAAGGUCCUCCAGGUUUCCCUGGGGAAAAGGGAGACCCCGGUGAAUCUGUCGUGGUCAGUGGUUUGAGAGGAGAAAAAGGUGACACAGGCUUCCCUGGACCACCAGGUCUUCAGGGUCAGGAUGGCCGAUCUGGCCGUGAUGGGCAGCCAGGACUUCCUGGUCCUAAGGGAGCUCCAGGUUCUUUACUGGUGAAAGGAGAGCGAGGACCCCCUGGUGAGUCAGGUGUCUCUGGGAUUCCUGGAGAUAGAGGUCCCCCAGGUUCUCCUGGGUAUGGACCUCAAGGACCACCUGGAGAAAAAGGUCUGCAGGGUGUUUCAGGAAGACCAGGAGCUCCUGGUACACCAGGUCCUAAAGGGGAACCAGGGCUAACAGUGGCAGAGAAAGGUUUGCCAGGAGCCAGGGGACUUGAUGGUGAGCCAGGACGUCCCGGUGCAACAGGUGUCCCAGGUCAGCCCGGGCAGCCUGGUUUCCCUGGUUUACCAGGAGCAAAGGGCGAUCCGGGACUCCCAGGAAUUGGUCUUCCAGGUCCCCCCGGAGAGAAAGGAUUCCCUGGCACUCCUGGCCAGCCAGGAACUUCAGGAGAACCAGGCCGGCCAGGAGUUGAUGGACGCCCAGGACAGCCAGGGCUUCCUGGACCCAAGGGUGAGCCUGGUUUUGGACUUCCUGGUUCUCCAGGUUUACCAGGAAUACCUGGACCUAAAGGUUUCUCUGGACCAAAGGGAGAUCCUGGUUUCCCUGGAAACCCUGGUACACCAGGGCGAUCUGGAUUUGAUGGAGCUCCAGGAUUAAAAGGUGAGCCUGGUAGACCUGGUUCACUUGGACCUCGUGGGCCACCUGGACCCUCUUCGGUUGGUACCCUGGGGCCCCCUGGCCCCCCUGGACCUUCAGGCCCAAUGGGACCACCAGGAUUCCCUGGAGCAAAUGGAGAAAAGGGAGACCCUGGCCCUCCAGGUCUAGACAUCCCAGGUCUACCAGGAGAAAGAGGAAUUACUGGUUUCCCAGGUUCCCCUGGACCUGCAGGAACCCCAGGACCACCUGGAGGACCUGGACGAGAUGGUGUUCCUGGACCGCCAGGUUCAAAAGGCGACAUGGGUCCAGUGGGUUCUCCAGGACCUUCUGGUGGACCUGGAGCCCUAGGAUCCCCUGGGGCUUCAGGACUUAAAGGUGAACCAGGAUUCCCAGGCAGAGAUGGUGCACCAGGUGUUCCGGGUCCUAAAGGAGAAACUGGAGAACCUGGCCUCCAAGGACCCCCUGGAACAAGUCUACCACCAGCUAAUAUAAAGGGUACCAAAGGAGAUUCUGGACUACCAGGUACACCAGGUUUUCCAGGGCCGAAAGGCAUCACUGGUCUCCCUGGUGAUCCUGGUCGUCCAGGAGCAGACGGACGCCCUGGAACCCCUGGACCACCAGGUCUUAAGGGAGAGCCUGGCGCUCCAGGAAGUUCAGGUAUUUCUGGAGCUCCAGGACUAAAAGGUGCUAUGGGAGAAAUGGGAAUUCCAGGACCAUCAGGGCAGAAGGGCGCUGCAGGUCUUCCGGGUAGGCCGGGAUCCACAGGCCAGCCAGGGGCACCUGGCUUCCAAGGAUCUAAAGGCGAACCGGGUUCUGCUGGGGUUGGACCACCAGGACCACCAGGACUAAAGGGUGAGCCAGGCCAGCCAGGGUUCCCAGGAAAUCCAGGACUGAAAGGAAACCCAGGAAACCCAGGUCUGCCAGGUUUACCAGGAGGACCAGGCGUUAAAGGCGACAGCGGCCCCCCAGGAUUCCAAGGUGGCCCUGGUAUUCCAGGCCCUAAAGGUCUUGAUGGUGGGCCUGGUGGCCCAGGUCUCCCAGGAGCUCCGGGUAGACCAGGAGAGCCUGGUCGACAAGGAUCACCUGGAUUGCCUGGUGAGAAGGGUCAGGCAGGUCGGGAUGGGAUUCCAGGACCAGCUGGAGUCAAAGGCGAGCCAGGGCUUCCUGGUUAUGGUGGUCCGGGUCCUACUGGCCUUCCAGGGCUGCCAGGUGCAAAGGGAGACCCAGGUCUUCCUGGUCCAACCGGGAAUCCAGGUUUUCCUGGUUCUAAAGGAGACCCUGGCUUCUCGGGUUCCCCAGGAGCUCCAGGUCUUGUUGGCCCUCCGGGGCCUCCAGGACAGGCUCGGCAGGGCCCUAAAGGGAACCAAGGACCUCCUGGACCACCUGGAAGAGGAGGACCUUCAGGUCCUCCAGGUGCUCCUGGCCCACAGGGUCCUCGUGGACUUGAAGGAAGUGGUGGUGUUAAAGGGGAGAAAGGUAUUCCAGGUGCUCCUGGCCAGCCUGGCUUUUCUGGACAGAAAGGAGACCCUGGUCUUCCAGGAUUUUCGGGUUCUCCUGGUGGUCCUGGUAUUCCUGGUCCAAAAGGAGACAGUGGUCUGCCUGGUGUUCCUGGAUUCCCUGGACAAAAGGGAGAGUCAGGAUUACCUGGUCCAAGUGGUCUUCCUGGAGAUCCCGGUGACUUCGGACCACCUGGUCCUCCUGGUGAUCCUGCUAGUCUUCCACCUGCCAGCUUCGUUAAGGGAGAGCAAGGACCCCCUGGUCCUAAGGGCAGCCCUGGUUCUCCGGGACUGCCUGGCCGUCCUGGAGAAAGUGGACUCCCAGGUUCUCCUGGUGAACCUGGAGAUUCUGGUAGGGAUGGUCCUCCUGGCUUCAACGGCCCACCUGGCAGGAAGGGAGACAAUGGCCCUGCUGGGCCACCUGGUGUAAGGGGCUUGAAUGGUCCACCUGGUUCAGACGGUCCACAGGGUCCUCCUGGUCCUCCAGGAUCAGUCUCUGCAGCCCACGGUUUCCUCAUCACCCGACACAGCCAGACUUCUGAAGUUCCCUCCUGUCCCGCUGGAACUAGCUUUAUCUACGAUGGCUACUCUCUGCUGUACGUUCAGGGCAACGAGAGGGCACAUGGACAGGAUCUUGGCACAGCUGGAAGCUGUCUGCACAGAUUCAGCCCCAUGCCCUUCAUGUUCUGCAACAUCAACAAUGUCUGCAACUUUGCCUCCCGUAAUGACUACUCCUACUGGCUGUCUACGCCAGAGCCCAUGCCCAUGUCCAUGUCCCCCGUUAGUGGAGAAAGCAUUAAGCCCUUCAUCAGCAGGUGUGUGGUGUGUGAAGCUCCAGCCAUGGUGAUUGCAGUCCACAGUCAGACCAUCCAAGUUCCCCUUUGUCCUUCAAACUGGGAACUUCUCUGGAUUGGAUUCUCCUUCAUGAUGCACACCAGUGCAGGCGCCGAAGGCUCGGGUCAGGCUUUGGCUUCCCCAGGCUCCUGCCUGGAGGAAUUCCGUAGCAAUCCCUUCAUAGAGUGCCAUGGCAGAGGGACAUGCAAUUACUUCAGCAACUCCUACAGCUUCUGGCUGGCCACAGUGGAGCCUUUUGAGAUGUUCAGGAAGCCGCAGUCAGAGACCUUCAAAGCGGGUAACUUACUCACACGCAUCAGCCGUUGUGCGGUCUGCCGGAAGAAUACGUAACGGCACAUAGCAACAAGCAGAUCCGCUGUUGUUAGGGGGCCCCUGAUCAUUGUUAAGAGAUCAGUUGGAUGAGAUGACGGGAGGCAAGCUGGAGGGGGGUGGGCAGUCGUCGUCCUGACUUGACAUGGCGAUGAGGUGGAAUUCCUAUGGUGCAUUGUCUUCCAGAAAAAAAUCAAACUACAACUAAAACUAUGGUGCUACUGUGCAACACAGCUUAAAAAAAGAAAGAAAAGAAAAAAAAAUGGACGUAAAUAAAUCUUUUAUUUAGUCUUUGUUUUUCUAAAGAAGUACCUCAAAAUGAAAGCAGAAAUAUAUCCACUAAAUGGUGCCAUGAUGGAUGUGUGACUUCAGUGCAUUUUUCAGUCUUUUCUCUUCUUUCCCAAAAGGAUCAUUGCUUCCUUUUUCUUUUUUAUUCUUUAAAAUAACUUUUGACACUUUUCUUCCGCCUUAUUGAUGAGAAGCAGAUGAUCCCCACGAUUACCAAAUCGGCACUUUGACUUCAGAACAUGCAGGAUGACAGAUGCACUGACGAUGAGCUUUCCUUACUGAGACUGAAUGCCGUUUUUUUGUUUGUUUUUUUAAAUACUAGCCUUUUAUUCAGACUCUUUCCCUGUGUCAGGUUUCUGUUGUUUUACAUUCGGUGGUACUAACCCUGCCUACACCUUCUUUCUCUUCAUUUUUCAUUUUGUAAGUAAUAAAAUGUGUAUAUUGUGUAAAACACUUUUUUUUAGUGUAUUAGGUCUUGAAUCAGUAACAGCUGUUUGUCAUGACAGUUUUCCAGGUUCUUUUUAGCUCACACACACACAUUCACACAUAUUUGCUUCAUUCUCACUGACACACACCAACUCAGAUAAUGUACAAAGUAAGGCGUUUAUGAAUGAAACAGUAUUUUAUAUAUAAUAAAUAUAUAUGAAAAAAAAACUUUUAUUUGGCUAUGGGGAGAUUGUUUGCUGUUUUGAAAUGGUCAUGCAUUUUCACCGAAACAUAAAGCAAGGUACUGAGCACAGACCGAGCAGUUUUCCUUCAAAUAUUAGAGGCUUGUAUGAUAUCAACUGCACCAAUCACUUCAACCUUUUGUAUUCAAGUUGUAGAAUGAUUAAAAUGCUGAAAUCAAAUACAGGGGGAUUUGCUUUUGGUAGUCUAAUGUUUGGGGAAUUUUACAAAAAUCUGUGAGAAAGAAAAGAAAAAGGUUUUAGAUGAAAUCUUGGCUGCUUGAUUUAGAAAACCACAUUUGUUUUGUGUUCUUCAACAUUUCCAGGUGCUGAGCUUUUCUGUAAAAAUAACAAUAAAAAAAUGACAAAGCUC